This is a messenger RNA of Paramecium octaurelia, 595 nucleotides long. NCBI's taxonomy places the organism in Eukaryota, Ciliophora, Oligohymenophorea, Peniculida, Parameciidae. The record is from the annotation of a GenBank genome assembly.
AUGAGCAAUAGAUAAUUUAAAACAGUAUUUUUAGGAAGUCAAAAUGUGGGAAAGAGUUGCAUAGUGAAACGAAUAGUGUAAAAUUAAUAUGAUGGGAAGACAGAACCAACCAUCGGAAGCUCAUUUCAAUCUAAAACUAUUAAUAUAAAUGGAGAAGAUAUAACAUUCCAGUUGUGGGACACAGCUGGCUAAGAAGCUUUUCGGGCCCUGACUAAAAUAUACUAUAGAUGUAGUUAUUUGAUUUUGGUAUAAAGUCUACAAGAAUCCUAAAUCGCCAUUUUGGUAUAUGACAUCACAAAUAAGGAGACAUUUCGCAACCUCGAGAAGUGGCAUGAAGAUCUAAAGGAUAAUUGUGACGGGAACAAAAUGAUUUUGGCUUUAUGCGGAAAUAAAGUUGAUCUGGAUAAUGACAAUGUCACAUAUGCGGAAGCCAAAAAGUUUGCAGAUAAAAUAAAUGGAGAAUUAUUCUUGGUGUCUGCGAAGACUGGCUAAGGAAUAGAAGGUUUGAUAUAAAUAAAAUAUCGAGGAAAUGUUUGAUAGAGUUGGCACAAUGGCAUCCCAAAUGGAAUUAGAGAAUCCUGAGUUUGUAAGAGGC